Branchiostoma belcheri (Belcher's lancelet) is the source of this 1665-nucleotide messenger RNA. RefSeq names its product asparagine synthetase [glutamine-hydrolyzing]-like. The record is from RefSeq and is a predicted model, not a curated record. Gene Ontology annotation, cellular component: cytosol. Gene Ontology annotation, molecular function: asparagine synthase (glutamine-hydrolyzing) activity. The transcript has 11 exons. Bases 1 to 1665 code for a protein of 554 amino acids. NCBI's taxonomy places the organism in Eukaryota, Metazoa, Chordata, Leptocardii, Amphioxiformes, Branchiostomatidae.
AUGUGUGGCAUAUGGGCGAUAUUUGGCAGUGAUGAGGAUGUGUUCAAGCAGUGCGCCAGUGCGCUCAGGAUUGGACACCGUGGGCCCGACUGUUUCCGUCUCGAGAACAUCAACCACUUCAAGAACUGCUGCUUCGGCUUCCACCGAUUGGCCAUCGUGGGUGACACCUAUGGCAUGCAGCCAAUGAGAGUCCACAGAUAUCCCCAUAUAUGGUUGUGCUUCAACGGAGAAAUCUACAACUACAGAAGGGUGACAGAGCAGUUUGGGUUCAACAAUGAGACAGGCUGUGACGGUGAGGCCAUCAUCAGUCUCUACAUGCACGGUGGGAUCGAGUUCACUGCCAAACACCUGGAUGGAGUCUUCGCUUUUAUCCUCUUGGACACGCAGCAGAAGAGGGUGUGUCUUGGGCGAGAUACAUACGGGGUGCGACCCAUGUUCCGUCUGCUGAAGGAUGAUGGCUUUCUGGCCGUCUGUUCGGAGGCUAAGGGGUUGAUGGGAUUGAUCCAUGAUGAUGAUGACGACAACAAAGUUGACAUUGAACCGUUCCCGCCGGGUCACUUUGAGGCGUACGACCUCAGUCCCAACGGCAAGGUCACUCUGAGGGAACGUGCCAGGUUCCACAAGAUUGGAGACAUGCCCAAGUACGACGCUCUCGUCAAGCCACAGGAAAAGGAAGACAUUUAUACCAACAUCCGAGUUCUCCUGGAAGGAGCUGUGAAGAAGCGACUGAUCGGAAGCCGUAGGAUCGGGUGUCUGCUAUCAGGUGGUCUGGACUCCAGUCUGAUCUCUGCACUCCUGCUGAAGCAUGCUAAGAAGUCUGGCAUCAUCUACCCUGUCCAGACUUAUGCUGUCGGGAUGGAGGGCAGUCCUGAUGUGGAGGCUGCCAGGACGGUUGCGAAGUACAUCGGCAGUGAGCACCAUGAAGUCUCCUUCACCCCAGAGGAGGGGAUCCGGGCCAUCGAAGACGUCAUCUACAGUCUGGAGAGCUAUGACAUUAUCACUGUCCGGGCAUCUGUAGCUAUGUACCUGUUGUGUCAAUACAUACGCACCAAGACAGACUCUGUCGUCAUUUUCUCCGGGGAGGGAUCUGACGAACUAGCUCAAGGAUACAUCUUCUUCAACAAGGCUCCUUCUGCAGAGGAGGCGGAUGUGGAGAGCCGACGGUUGCUGGAAGACCUGUACCUGUACGACGUCUUGAGGGCGGACAGAAUGCCAAGUGCUCAUGGCCUGGAGCUGCGUGUGCCCUUCCUGGACCACAUGUUCACCGGCUACUACCUGUCCCUGCCGGCCGAGGUGAGACGAGCCAAGGACGGGAUCGAGAAGUACACCCUCCGGAAGGCGUUUGACGGAACGGGCCUCCUGCCCGAUGAGAUCUUGUGGCGCCCGAAGGAGGGAUUCAGCGACGGUGUGUCGUCUGUGAAGAAAUCGUGGUACGAAACCCUCCAGGAAUAUGUGGAAGAGCAGAUCAAUGAUCAGAUGAUGGAAGACGCCCCCAAUACCUUCCCGUUUAACCCUCCACGUACCAAGGAGGCUUACUACUACCGCCAGAUCUUCGAGAAACACUUCCCCAGCAAGUCCAAGUGGAUCCCUUACUACUGGAUGCAACCGUGGAGCAAGAGCGAAGACCCCUCCGCUCGCACACUCAAACACUACAAGCACACCUAG